Molecule: messenger RNA, 5459 nt
Organism: Prinia subflava (tawny-flanked prinia)
Lineage: Eukaryota; Metazoa; Chordata; Aves; Passeriformes; Cisticolidae
Gene: KLHL4
Product: kelch like family member 4
Exons: 11
Coding region: 1737-3896 (719 amino acids)
Molecular function (GO): protein binding
Source: RefSeq, a predicted model, not a curated record
UCUGUCAAAUCUUCCCUCAGCUUCUUCCUUGCUGCCUUUUAUGCCCAAGCGUUCCACUCAGGUUCAUUUUGUACAAAGUCUUUCCCUCUAUGGAUCUAGAUAGGAAAAUAUCUUUCAAUUAUUUUGAUUGAUAUAGUUCUUCACUCAUCCUGUAAUUUCUCUCACCUGCAUCCAGUCCAUGAUGCUGCAUAUCCUUUACUUGACUACCAUGAAUAGGACAGGAGCAGGAGAGCCCAGCACAAAAACUGUCAAAUCCUUAGUCUUAUCCUCUCUCUCUUUUUUUUUUUUUUUUUUUUUUUUUAAGAUUUUUUUUUACCUCUACUUCACAUUUCCUUGCUUGUAUUAUAUGCAGUCCAAAAGAAAAAAAAAAGCAGAUUCUAUUUGAAGGUUCAAUGUCCCAUCAUAGAAUUUAGGUUAAAAAAAAAAAAAAAAAGAAGAAGAAAAAAAUCACAGAAAAGACGGAGAAAAAGGAAAUUAAUAUCAGAAGGUCUGAGAGGAGAGGUGUGUUAGAGAGGGGUCCUCUCUGAAUCUUGUUCUACUGGUUUUGUGUUACAGCCUUUUUUCUAUUUCUGCACACUGCUUACAGUUGGAUAGACCAUCAGUAGCCAACCUGGGAGAAUAUAACAUUAAAAAAAAAAAAAAAUCCAGCCCAUUCAUUUCUUUUCUAUUUGCACAUGAAAACAUUCUGUGUACCUUAUUUCAAACCACACAGGGAACAGUUCUCACAGCCCUGCCUGGUAACCAAGGGAUGGGAAUGAAAACAUCUCCCCUACUAAAUUUGCUGAAAACACGUUACAGUGCACGCUAUCAAAAGAAAGAAAAGAAAGGUGUUUUCAAAAAAAAAACAAAAAAAACCCCACAACAACCCACGAGUGUUUCACUGUCCGUGAGAAAUCAAGAGCAGGAUGGGAAAGUCUGUUUACCCAGGCAGUUAGCCAGGAAACUGUGUUUUCCACAGAUCCAGUCAUUCAGGGAGCACAUCUCCGAUUUUCCUGAGCUCCCUGCCUCUCUUCUCCUAGCCCUGCAGUUAUACGAAGAAAUCCAUCUGUAGGUGAGAAAGCACAGCCAGCCCCGCACCGUGCAUUCAAACGCUGCCUCUCCUUUAGGCAAGUGCUACCACACCGAGGCCAUUUGCAGGGAUUUUACACAGCAAGACAAACAAAUGCAGACCCUUAAGGAAACGUGUGAGCUGCUCGAAUCGCCGCCAAAACUCCGCCUGAAAAGCAUCCUCUCUAAAUCUCCUGUGAAACGGAGCAUUGCUAAUUAGCAGGCUUGAUGGAGAGCGCCGUGAGAUAGAUAAGGGAGUCUUGUCACUUUAUUUGUGCGUGCUUCCCUGCAUCUUAAGUUGCAUCUCGGGCUCCCUGAGGAUCAUGUGAGGCUGGGUUAUAUAUUGGGAGCCGCGCUAUAGAGCAGGGAGUGUGUAAGCCUGGCAGCUGGGGAGUGUUAUGGUUGCCGCUUUCCUGUGCUAAGCUGAUUUACUUGUUUAAGGUCUGACCUCAUCAUCCUGUCAGUAUGGAUUCCCACCUAUACAGUUAACAGCAGCUCAGCACCGCCUGCGAGAGAGAACUCGCGGUGCAUUAACCAGCAGAGAGAGAGCUACCGCUAUUUGUUCUGUUGUCUUUCCUUAAGAAGAGGAGUUGAAACAGAAGAGAUAACAAAGAAUCCAUUUCCUUCCUAGAAGAACAGGGUUUUGUCUUUUUUUUCAAAUUUUUUUUUCCCGUCUGAAAAUAAAAGAAAUGUCAGUCUCUGGAAAGAAAGAGUUUGAUGUGAAGCAGAUCCUGAGGCUCCGCUGGAGGUGGUUCAGCCACCCCUCGCAGGGCUCCGCCGGCUCCGGGGGCUGCCAUCAGCAGGAAGGAUAUGAGCACAGAGGGACUCCGGUGCAGAACAGGUUGAAGAGCCACUCUCGGGACAGGAACGGGCUGAAGAAGAACAGCAGCCCUGUCCACCACAACAUCUUGGCCCCCGUGCCGGGGCCCACGCCGGUGCACCACCGAUCCAUCCACACCUGGCACCAGCAGAACCUCAUCGAGCAGCUGCGGUCCAGCGAGGAUAUCCCCAAAGCCAGCACAGAGGGAAACUCUGCUAAAGAGGACUCAAGUAAAACCACACAGGAGCUGCAGAUGAUCACAGAGCAAAAUGCAGAUGAAUCUGCAGAGAGGCUGUCCACCACCAGCAGCUCCCUUGGGAUGAGCACCAAUGGCUCUGACGAGUAUUUCCAGUCCACGAACCACGCGGAGCAAACCUUCCGCAAAAUGGAGAAUUACCUGCAGCAGAAGCAGCUCUGUGAUGUGCUCCUGAUCGCUGGUGACCAAAAGAUUCCAGCCCACAGGCUGGUUCUCAGCGUGGUUUCUGAUUACUUUGCUGCGAUGUUCACCAACGACGUGCGGGAGGCAAAGCAGGAGGAGAUCAAGAUGGAGGGAGUGGAUCCCGAGGCGCUGAAGGCCCUGGUGCGCUACGCCUACACAGGUAUCCUUGAGUUAAAGGAAGACACUAUAGAGAGUUUGCUGGCUGCUGCAUGCCUUCUGCAGCUCUCCCAGGUCAUUGAGGUGUGCUGCAACUUCCUCAUGAAGCAGCUCCACCCUUCCAACUGCCUGGGGAUCCGCUCGUUCGGGGAUGCCCAGGGCUGCACGGAGCUCCUGAAGGUGGCCCACAAAUACACCAUGGAACACUUCAUAGAGGUAAUAAAAAACCAGGAAUUUCUUUUGCUCCCAGCUAAUGAAAUUGCCAAGCUUUUGUCUAGUGACGACAUCAAUGUGCCUGAUGAGGAGGCAAUUUUCCAGGCCCUGAUGAUGUGGGUGAGGCACGACCUGCAAAACCGACAGCGGGACCUGGGGAUGCUCCUCUCCUACAUCAGACUGCCACUGCUGCCACCCCAGCUACUGGCUGAUCUAGAAAACAGCCCAAUGUUUGCAGAUGACCUUGAGUGUCAGAAACUUCUCAUGGAGGCCAUGAAGUACCACCUGCUGCCAGAGAGACGCUCCAUGAUGCAGAGCCCUCGAACCAAGCCCAGAAAAUCCACGGUGGGUGCCCUUUAUGCUGUGGGAGGCAUGGAUGCCACUAAAGGCACCACCACCAUUGAGAAAUACGACCUCAGGACCAACAGCUGGAUCCAAAUUGGGACCAUGAACGGCCGGCGGCUGCAGUUUGGGGUUGCAGUGAUUGACAACAAGCUCUACAUCGUUGGGGGCAGGGACGGGCUCAAAACCUCCAACAUCGUUGAGUGCUUCAACCCUGUCACCAAGGCUUGGACUGUGAUGCCCCCGAUGUCAACACACAGGCAUGGCCUGGGAGUGGCAAUGCUUGAAGGACCAAUGUAUGCAGUUGGUGGCCAUGAUGGGUGGAGUUACCUCAACACAGUGGAGCGCUGGGACCCGCAGGCGCGGCAGUGGAACUACGUGGCCAGCAUGUCCACCCCGAGGAGCACCGUUGGGGUCGCAGCACUCAACAGCAAGCUGUAUGCAGUUGGUGGGCGUGAUGGGAGCUCCUGCCUGAAAUCCAUGGAGUGCUUUGAUCCUCACACAAACAAGUGGAGUUUAUGUGCCUCCAUGUCCAAGAGGAGAGGCGGUGUCGGUGUGGCCACCUACAAUGGGUUUUUGUACGCUGUGGGAGGUCAUGAUGCUCCUGCUUCCAACCACUGCUCCCGCCUGUCCGACUGCGUGGAGAGGUAUGACCCCAAAACAGAUGCUUGGACCACAGUGGCCCCUCUGAGCGUGCCCCGGGACGCAGUUGGGAUCUGUCCCCUGGGAGACAGGCUGUAUGCAGUGGGGGGCUACGACGGCCACUCCUACCUGGACACCGUGGAGUCCUACGAUGCUCAGAACAACGAGUGGACAGAGGAAGUUCCUGUCAACAUUGGUAGGGCUGGAGCAUGUGUUGUCGUUGUGAAGUUGCCCUGAGGACUGUAAAUUAUUGUGAAACUGAACUGAGUGGAGUCUCAGAAGACAAGAAACAGUCCCAGGAGCAGUAUAGACUGCACACACCUCAGCAGCCCUCCCUUACAGAGAGUGUUUAUCCCUGAGCCAUCACACUAUUACAGCACAGAAGUAUCUUCCUGCAUCACAAAAAUCAGAAAAGUUUGCAGAAGUGAAUGACUUGAUUGUGCUUAAUAUGUAAAAUCCACUAAAGUGGUUUCAAUGUUUGAACGGUUCAGGUUUGUUACACAAGUGUAUCUAUUAUUUAUGAAAUGCAGCAGUGAGAGAUGUGUAUAAGACUUCAAAAACAUUUUUCUGUUCUAUGUUGCCAGGAAUGCUAAAGUUUAAUAAAAAAGCUUUUAUAUUUUAAGUAAAUUAAAAUGACUAUGGAACACCUCCAACAGAGAACUGCACAAAAAGAAAUAUUUGCUCUUAAAUAUUAUUGUCAACAGAAUAUUCUCUGCAGAAGCAACUUAAUUUAUACAUUCAGAAAUUAAGCUCCUAAAUCAACUUUAAAAUCAAACCAGAGAAGCAGAUAAUUUGUUAUUUACCAUCCAGCACUGCUAGAACUGUGACAGAAUAUCCAUUUUUAGAACUGUGUUGAACUGAAUAAUGCAAGUUAAGUCAUAGUAGGGUUAAGGUACCUUUACGCUAUUGUGUGCCAGCAGAAAGAAAUCUCUUUUGUCAAAACAUAAUGCAAAUAUAAUUUGCAAUCAUUUUCAGUGCAUAGAUAUACGAUAUUUUAAGGCUGCUCCGUGCACCACGUUAUUCAUGUACUUCUCUUUGCCUGCUAACCAUCUGUCAGUAUGUGUUAAACUAAUCUGACUAUUCUGGGGAUAAUAACCGUGCAUUAAAUUUUAAAACAAUCACAUAAUUACAUUCCUUGAAUAUAACUUACAAAAUGAAAUUUUUAUAUCAUAUUGAUAUGACAAUCUUUGACCUCAGCUGAAGAUUACCAGCUUUCUCUCAUGUACAGUAGAAAUAUGGUAAGGAAUAAACCACACCCACUGUGUAACAUUAGAUACCAUUCAUGUAAACAUGUUUCUGUUCUAUCUGGAAUUAGUGGAAUGAUAAGAAUCAAGAAAAAACAGGAAAAGAAUCACCUGAAAACAGCACAUAGUGCUGUUCCACAUGCAUGAUAUUAUCUUUUUGUGUGCCAAUUUCUACUGUUUUGCUUUAAUUUCAUUUUUUAUAAUUUCAAAUGCUGGAAGUGUAUUCUAGAAAAAAGAAUGUAUGUAAGAUAUUCUAUGCUGUAAAGCACAACAUUUGGUCAGUAUCCACCUCAGUGUUUGUUUAGUUGUUUUGUUAGUAUCAGAAAAUUAAGGACAGAGGCAAAAAUCUCUGAAUGUGUUGGCCAACUUUCCUGAUAGAAUACUGUGGUUUGAGAUUUUAGCAAUAUGCUAUUUUAAAACAAAUUUAUAGUAUUAAACCUAUUGAAUGCCUCUACAGAGAAAAAUCUAAUAAGCAUAUUUAUAAAAAGAGGAACAUUUUAAACUUUAAAACUCAAUUAUGUUUAUAUAUAGCAUGCUACAUUCAAAUAAACUUUAC